UUUCUAUACAAGCGGAAGUGACUUGUGGUUUUUGCAAAGGGGAAUUUAGUGAGACAUUCGAAGUGUCAACAUUUCCGUCCCAGAGGUUAGACAGUUCUCUGACCAUGUCCCUGACAGAUGUCUGACUCCACAGCAAUGGGUUCAUCUCAAAGCACCACCAAUUCUGCAGGCGACACGACUCUUCCCCCGGAGCUGCUGCAGGAGAUCUUCGUGAACCUCCCUGCCCAUCAGGUGGUGCGAGUCUGUCCACUAGUUUGUCGUGAAUGGAGAGCAUUGGUCAACAGUGAGUGCCUGUGGAAGGAGCGGUGUCGGCGCGAGGGCUACAAGCCCGGCGAUGAAGCGGGGCAGGAUGUAGUCAAAGGCUGGAAAAUGUUCUACUUCCUGUCGAAAGACAAACGGAAUCUUCUCAAGAACACGAAGGCAGAAGAGGGCCUCAAAUAUUGGAACAUUCUGUCCAAUAAGGGAGAUGGGUGGGUGACAGAGGAAGUGAGGAGUCCCCACCCAAACGAGGGAACAACACAAACCUUUGUUAGCUCUUAUGGUCCAUGUAUUAAGUCUCAGCUGAUUGACCUGAGGAAGGAGGGGUACAACCACCACAUCAUGGAUAAGUUCCAGCCAGAUAUCAGAGUAUCGGAUUGUUGUGCUUCAAAAUUGUGUUUGAGGUAUGCCCCUCGAAACGACUGCGCUUGCGAGUACGAGAUACGGGUGGAGCUACUAGACAAAAAGAAGGACGCUCUUCAAGCCUUCUCUCCCAAGAAAGUUAGCUUUGAGCAGUGGAACGAUGAGAAAUGGAACAAGAUGACCCAUGUCUUUAGGAAGUACGGACAAGGGGUGCGAUAUGUUAAAUUUGUCCACGGCGGAAAUGACAGGCAGUACUGGAAAGGAUGGUAUGGAAUUCGAGUAACAGACAGCUGUGUUGAGAUUGGUCCACCGGAGGAUAGAUAACAAGGAUUCAACAUUGAAUAUAAAUUAAACGUAAUAUGUAAGCAUGCGGCACUUUAAAUGCAAAAUUGUGGGAUAUUGUCUAUUUUCUUUAAAUUACUGUUUGUCUAUCGUUUAACACUUGCACUCGCACCUAAUUGCUGCAAAUUAUAUGCAUAUUUUGUCCAAGUAAAAUAAAAUGUUUCUAAAGAAUUACUUAUCUAUAGUCGGAGCAGAA
This is a messenger RNA of Gadus macrocephalus (Pacific cod), 1159 nucleotides long. RefSeq names its product F-box only protein 6-like. Gene Ontology annotation, biological process: SCF-dependent proteasomal ubiquitin-dependent protein catabolic process; glycoprotein catabolic process. The record is from RefSeq and is a predicted model, not a curated record. Lineage: Eukaryota; Metazoa; Chordata; Actinopteri; Gadiformes; Gadidae. The transcript has 6 exons. Bases 118 to 945 code for a protein of 275 amino acids. Gene Ontology annotation, molecular function: protein binding; ubiquitin protein ligase activity. Gene Ontology annotation, cellular component: cytoplasm; SCF ubiquitin ligase complex.